AUGACCGAAUACGGCUUAAUACAAGCCUCCAAUAGCGAUGAAUUCUUGGAACAACAACGACAAGAAGAAGCAGAGGAAGAAGGAGGACCCAUAUCCUUCAUACUGGAUGACGACGACGAAGUUUCCGAGGACAAUGAUGUCGACGACCUAACUAAUGGUGAGAUUCAUUAUUCAGGAAGAAUCACUGUGGACGAAGCGAUUGAGCGACUGGGAAUGGGACGCUUUCAAUUGUACAUUCUCAUUGCGGCGGGCUUGAGCUUUGCCAGUGAUGCGAUGCAAGUCAUGGUGCUUUCCUUUUUGGGGGAAGUCCUCAAAGUGGAAUGGAAUCUGACGGAAGAGGAAACGGCCAUGAUUUCCUCGAUUCUCUUUGUGGGAGCCAUCUUUGGGACUCUUAUGUUGGGGCCAUUGGCAGACAAGAAGGGAAGAAAGCCAAUCUUUUUAAUAUCGGCAUCGAUUAUUUCGAUCUUUAGCUUGGCAGUCUCCUUUGCCACGAGCUAUCGAAGUGUCCUGGCAUUGCUCUUUUUUGUGGGAUUUGGAGUUGGGGGAUUGACGGUACCAUUUGACAUUUUGUCAGAGGUGCUGCCAGCAGCUUCCAGAGGAAAGAACUUGCUAGUGAUUGAAUACUUUUGGUCCACUGGUGUCUUGUUGGUGGUGGUCUUUGCCCGAUCCACAUUGGGAACCAAUGGCGAAUCUGGAAACUGGCGUCUCUUUGUAGUCUUGUCGGCCAUUCCAUGUUGGAUUUCGGUCAUUGUUGGCUACUUUUUUGUCCCAGAAAGUCCCAGAUGGUUGUGCACACAACCAGGACGCGCCCAAGAGGCUUUAGACAUUAUUCGAAAAGCGGCCGAACGGAAUCGCAUCGAUGUGGAUUUCAACUUUCCAGCCACUCUGCAAAUUGCGCAAGAGACGGAAGAAGAAGAAUCGGACUUUUGUGAAUUAUUUUCCGAAAAGUGGCGCUGGACAACUAUCAAACUAUGGGGAGCCUGGGCAGCUUUUGCGUUCGCCUACUUUGGUACAAUCAUGACCAUUACCGAAAUAUUUGAUGAUUCCGAUCCUGAUGGUUCUAACGAUUUUGAUUAUGGAGCAAUCUUUGUCUCGAGCUCAGCCGAAUUGAUCGGUACAACGAUUGCCAUUAUCCUGGUGGAUGUUGUGGGCCGAAUACCCCUUCAGGUCAUGUCCUAUUCUCUGGGAGGCGUCAGUGUUUAUGCUCUUUGCCGAUUUGCAGAAAAGGGCAUGCCUCGGAAUACCCUGCUCGCUUUUAGCUUUGCAGCACGAAUCUUCGAAAUGAGUGGAACCUGUGUCACUUGGAUAUCUACCGCGGAAAUCCUUACUACCGAGGUCCGGACGACAGGACACAGUGCCGCAAAUGCCGUGGCCAGAAUAGGAUCCAUCAUUGCCCCCUUUCUAGUCCAAGGUGAUUCUUCAUUGGCCACCAAAGGCCUGGUCAUGUUGGGAGUGCAUUCACUCGCUGUCCUUUGCGUAUCCCAGCUUCCAGAAACCAAAGGAAGUCACAUGGGUCAUACACAGGUUCCAGACUCGAGCGAACAUCUUGACGACGACAACGACGAUUAUCUCGAUCAUGAAAGCAAUGCUACUUCUUCUGGUAGCAUUGACAUGGUACCAUCAUGA
Messenger RNA from Cylindrotheca closterium, 1626 nucleotides. The record is from the annotation of a GenBank genome assembly. NCBI's taxonomy places the organism in Eukaryota, Bacillariophyta, Bacillariophyceae, Bacillariales, Bacillariaceae.